This is a messenger RNA of Plasmopara halstedii, 1530 nucleotides long. RefSeq names its product WD40/YVTN repeat-like-containing domain. The record is from RefSeq and is a predicted model, not a curated record. The transcript is spliced from 11 exons. Lineage: Eukaryota; Oomycota; Peronosporomycetes; Peronosporales; Peronosporaceae. The coding region runs from base 1 to 1530 and encodes 509 amino acids. Gene Ontology annotation, molecular function: protein binding.
AUGCCUACCUCCCCUCUCUCGCCGUCGCCAUCUACUGAAACCUCUCCACAACUAAGUGAUGAACCAGACUUGACGGACCUGGUUACAACACCACCAAUCUCUUCUGUGUUGGUCGACGACGACCAAAUCGUCGAACAGAAUGUUAUCGGUGACCAAGAAAUGGAGGAUGCCAUUAUGGCUUCGUAUGACGUCCAGUGCGGAGGAGAUAAAGAUGAAAUUAGCUUCUGGGAUAUCAUUGCCGAGUCUCACAUGAGACUCGAAAAUUACAAUGAUCAACCUUUUGAUCAAGAAAUGUCGGUGGCAACAUCAGGUUUGAUGUCACCGCCUCGGCCGGCAACUGAUCCGGUGACCUCCACACCUUUAGCACCUUCGCCUGAUUUGUCGUCUCAUUUGCCGAUCGGGUAUGAAGACUUGCUUGGUGGCACAACAUUGCCAGUCUCGCCUUUGCCAUUGUUAACGCAAAAUCAGCCUUUAUUUUCAAAUGUAUCAAACCCAAGCCAUUGCAUCACCUUCGGCUUGCGGCAGGACGGCACAGCUUUUCCAUUAUCGAAACCUAUCAUUCGAGAGGAUGGACUUUUGCUUGUUGGCACAGAAAUUGAGGCAGAUCCCUCGCUACCAAACGGUGAAAAGAAUCGCAUCUUUGUUACAAACUUCUUGGCUUCGGGAUCUCCAGCUCAUAUAGCGGUAAAAAAGGAGGUCCGUGACCUCCAAUGGAUGGGCUCCUACGCCGCAAUUGCAGCGAUCGGCAAAGAAAUCCAUGUUAUCCAUUUGAGGGAUCUUGCUCUUGGGGGUCCUUGCAGACUGCAAAAUCCAAUCAACACGGUCCACUCAGACACCAUUCGAGAGCUUGCUGUCUCGCCUAUUACAGACACACACGUCUUGUCUGGAGGUUUCGACGAAACUGUGGUUUUGACUGAUCUUCGUUAUCACGGCGACCCACAAGCUGCAGCUGUUAUCGGCAAAUUUGAUGCCCACGACGUGGUGAGCAGCGUCCGCUGGUCAUUGAUUCAUACUCAAAUGAGCUGGACAACAGAUGGAGGAGAUUUCCAAAUUGUGGAUACUCGCAUUCGCUUGCCACAACUCCAAAUGCCUCUUUACUCCUUUGUGAACGUAAAUGCAUUGGGCGGUCUCUUCGCACACGAAUACCUGAACACCUUCACGGUCGCUCUAGGAUUUGAACGAGGUCACAUCGCUUUUGUUGAUCUUCGCAUGCCUCGACAGUCAUGUUGCACGUCCCUAAUCGAAUCGAAACUGUCGAGUGUUGGUGAAAUUCGUCGUUCCAAAACGGACAAGUUGAGUGUAUUUGGUCGCGGUGGAUUUUCAAAAUCGAUUAAUUCAACAGCCAGCAGCUUAAAUCAUCUCACCGUGUAUCAGCCGCAAUGUUUGAAGUCGUACAAAACUAGCGGUGAUUUCUCCUAUGAGCGAGGGCUUUAUCUCGCUGCUUCCGACAACAUGGGAAUUGUAACGGUAUACACGGACAUCAACUUUGGCGCGUCCGCAGUUUAUAACAACAAUGUUGCUGCGUGGUGA